This is a messenger RNA of Carassius auratus (goldfish), 7034 nucleotides long. RefSeq lists its product as uncharacterized. Gene Ontology annotation, biological process: regulation of transcription by RNA polymerase II. The record is from RefSeq and is a predicted model, not a curated record. The transcript has 14 exons. Gene Ontology annotation, cellular component: PcG protein complex; transcription regulator complex; chromatin. Lineage: Eukaryota; Metazoa; Chordata; Actinopteri; Cypriniformes; Cyprinidae. The coding region runs from base 145 to 3633 and encodes 1162 amino acids. Gene Ontology annotation, molecular function: DNA-binding transcription factor activity, RNA polymerase II-specific; RNA polymerase II cis-regulatory region sequence-specific DNA binding.
AGGGGGCAGUCAACAGUUUCCGGCUGCCUUCGAAAUUUGGAAGAGAACUGCAACUGUUCUUGCAACGGGGAUAGCGAGCUCUUUCAGUGGUUUGUGUUUGCUGUUGAAUGUAACUGCUGGAAAAAGAUAAAAAAUAAACACAAAAUGACUAAGCUGCAGCUCCUGCACCGCGCGCUGAACGAGCGCCUGAUGGCGGCGGUGGAGCAGAUCAUGGAGAUGGUCGGCGGGACGGUGCUGGAGUACGAGGAAGAGACGAUCCGAGCACGGAAAGAAAACGAGGUCCUGAGACGGAGGCUCCGGUGGAUGGAGGGGGCAAACCGAGCCGACUGGCCAGGCCCAUCAGAAACUGUUACGCUUUCCACCACAGACGAGGCCAGUCCAUCCCGGCAAGAUGAGGGAACUGUCAACAUUGGAUGUGGACCGGGAUCAGAAGCUCUUGUGAUCAAAACAGAGUCGACUGAAAUCCCCCUGUGCAGCGUCGGCACAUUACCUCAAAGCAUUGAUCAGGGACCUGACAAUGCCGGGACAGGCGCAGGCAUUGCCUAUGGCCUGGUGGACAGCAUGACCUGGGACUCUGCCCAAAGUUACAUGGCCCCUCUGGACUUUGAUCCGACGUCAGGUCCCAGCAGGGUCCGGCAUUGGAGGGGACAGAACAGAAGGCAGAGGAUGUCCUUUGCCUGUCCAGACUGCGGUAAAGUCUUUGCAAGUAAACAGAGGCUGAUGAUUCAUAUGCGCAUUCAUUCCACCGAGAGGCCUUAUGCGUACCGCCGGCGCAAGGAAUGCUUCUACGGUGACAACAAGAAAAAGAGGAAGCUGCACAGGCUCUCUCAGCUGUCAAGAGAAACUGUGGACGAUCUGUCCGAUGGCUCUGAGCAGAUGAACAGGAGUGAAGAAGAGCCUGAGAGUGACCACAACAACAGUGAUAAAGAACCAGAAAACAGAAUUACCCCCCCUGUGCAGAAACGGCGCAAAAAAAGAGGAGUUGUUAACCAGAUGUGUCGGUGCCCUCAUUGCCCUCAACGGGUGUUUGCUCGGCCCUGUCAGUUAGCCUUGCACAUGAAGACCCACUCAGUCACAGCUCUUAUCAACCUGCCCGCCCGAGCUCAGUCAGGAACUCAGGAGAUAGUGGAUGUGAAAAGGAAAUUACCCAAGAGGCAAAGAAAAAAUGAUGUGGAGAAGGAGGCCAAAGUUGCUGACAAACGUAAGCUCCAAUGUCCAGAGUGUGGCAAGGUCUUCUUACAUGCUGGCUGGUAUCGUGUCCACAUGAGGUCCCAUAACACCAAAAAGGUUUUAUUACGCAGAAGUCUGCAAAUCAAGACUGAGCGGAUUAAAGAAGAAACAACUGUGGCCGUGCCUAAAACUACAGAAGUACAGAAGGUGAAGAAGGUCAAGAAAAAACAUGCCUGCCCGCAUUGUGAUAAAGUGUUUACUCGUGAAGGAUGGCUGGAGCCACACAUUCGCAGUCAGCAUGGGGAACUAAGGAAUAGGAGUGAUUACUUGAACGUGUAUGGCAGUGGCCGUACAAGGUCUCAACAGCUGGCCACCAAGCGAUUACGUAAGCGCAAAACUCAGAAACGGCAAGUCACCAAGAAGAUGAUACUGAAUAGCCAGAAAACUAAAGGAUUGAGAAAGGUCAAGAAUAAACUACGUCAAACAAGUGAUGAUGGGUCCAUCCUGGGUGUUGAUGUGCCAGCAUUCACAAAAGAUGAGGAUGAAGAAAGUGCAGAUCUUCCUAAUACGGCCUUAGAUGAGUCGGAGAGCGCUUCUGAGCAAUCAAAGGACAUCUCAGGCUCUGACUGUGGGACAUCAAGCACUAAAUAUCUGAAGAGGAGGUUCUCAUGCAAAAUAUGUGGCAAAGACUUUGCUCUGGAGAAGAAGCUAAAGAAGCACUCAAAGAAACAUGUAGGAUAUAUGCUUAAGGAUGAAAAGAAAAGAAGACGAGUGCAAACUAAAAUGGAAACGGAGCUUAAGGAAAAAGAAAAAAGGAAAUGGGAGGGAAAAAAGAGGCUUGAUGAUGAGCUGUCAGCAAGUAACAAAAAAACAAAUACUACGCAGACGCCUCAUGGGUCCCCAAACAAAGACACGUUACGGAAAAGCAGAACCAGAGGGCAAGGGCCACUACCAUGCCCAUUUUGUGGCAAAGUUUUUGCUUGGGAAAUGCGGCUGUUGAUGCAUAUGCAGAUUCACUGUGGAGAGAAACCGUACGCCUAUCGGCAGCGCAAGAAACGUUUUUAUGGUGACCUGAAAAGGGGCCGACGCCCGAAAAUCCAUAAUCAGGAGCCUUCGGGGGACAAAAGUGAUGAGUCCGAAGAAUCUGGGAGUGAAGAGACCUUGAAUAAGGACGGAUCUGCACAUCUGAAGAGAAGUGCAACCCGUGCAGUGUCUGGAGCUCUCGCAAGCAGGAAAGCUAUUGAGCAGCCUACCACCUCUUACAAGAGUAAUCAAAGAACCAAAACCAAGCUGGUCAGUGACAUCAUGAGCCACUUCAAUAUGCAGCCCAGGAUCGUCCUACAACCAAUUAUGACAGCAUGCAAGUACUGGAGCUCAGUGCCUGGGGGAGCGGACUCAAAAUCAGGUUGCUCUGAGAAAAGUAGUGGCUCUGGUCAUGAAAAAACCUCAGCACGGGUUGGUGAUGAAAUGGUGGAUGCUGUGAAAGAUAAAAUCGCGGAUUCCAAUCUUUGCACAUUGCCAGUGGAGUUCUCUGGUCAUGGCAUCCAAAACAAGCCUGAAAUAUGCUACAAUGAGACAGAAAUAGUCUGUGUGAAGGUUGGAUCUCCACAGCGUGAUCCAGAAGUAGAGCAUGACAACAUUGGGGGCACACUGGCCUUUGAAUCCUCUGAGGUAAAUAACACAAAGAGUCAACAAAAAGGCGACUGCAACGUUAAUUUUCCUGGUGUUUCAGAAAACACAGCCAGAGACCAGGUACCAUGUAUAGUAAUAGAUGAUGACCUAGAGCAACCAGAUGAAAGAACUGCUGCUGAAAAAAAAGCUCCGUCUGAAUGUGGAAGAAGAAAGUGUGAUUGGAAGUGCGAUUGUAAGAACAUUUCUGCGAUGAAAUUAACCGUAAUGCCACAAAAAAGCGUGUUUCAAUCUUUUUUCAAGGAAACUGGUUCUGGCACCAUGAAGAAGAACGUUGACACAAAAUUAGUUUGUGUUGUCCUCUCCGAUAUUGAAGACGAUUUGGAUGAAGAUGUGUUGACUCCCUCCAAAGGUUUAGAUAAAAAGAAAACUGCCUCUGCUCCUAUCAUUCAAAUUGAUCAAUUAGAUGUGGUGGGCACACCUGGCAAAAAUCCCUCCAGCGACUCCAACUUUCCAGCUCCAGAUGCAACUGACUCUACCAAAUCCAUUGAUGGUGCCUCACAUCAUAUCUCAACUGACCCAGGCAGAGACCAGAUGGCCUCUACUGCCAUUAGACAAACAGAGGACAUGCCCAUGAGUUCAAAGGAGAGAAUGUCAUGUCAAACAUCUGAUACGGUAUUUGCUCGUCCAGAAUCUCUGUCGGAUGUUAAUGUAGACAAGAAACUGCUAGACAUGGAGACUGGCAGUAGCAGUGAGAGAAAAAAUAAGAAACUGGGUCUGAAAAACCAGCUGUGCAAUAGUAGCAGAUUGAAAAAUAAUACGGACUCCAAGUAAAUAUGGACUCAAAAGCAAAUCGGUUCUCAAUCAGCUUCUAGAAAUGUAAAGAGUUAUGUAAAUACUUCAACAGAGAAAUCUCAAUUUAUAUUUAAUUACACUGUUUUCUUGUAAAAAUUUUAACUGUCAGAUGUCAGAAUAGGUUCUGGACGAUUCAGCUGACAACUCUGAUAUCUCAGGGAUGAAUGAACCUUCUGUACAAAAUGUGAAAACCAAUGAGUUAUUUGUGAAAAGUUUUGAAGAAUCCGAAAUGCCCUCAGACUUUCUCACGUCCCAUAAAACCUCUGACAGUGGAUGCAUGACUGCAGUGAGCAGUGGAGGACACAAAAAUAGUAAUGCAAGCACUGUAUUGACAGUUUUGUGGGAAGGCAUGUAGAAAGCUAGAACUGCACCUAGAGUGUGUUCAUGUAAGAGAACCUGAAGUGGUGAAAGCUUUAAGUCUUGACAAAGACUAUAGAGAAAGGAAACCCAUUGUUGAACAGUUUUCUAUUAAAAAGAACUUCAACCAUCCUAGACAUUCUAAAAUGGAUUUUGAUGAAGACAUUGUUCACUGCAUUGCUUUUUUUUGCCAGGAGUCUUAUAAAUGGAACAAAUUUCAGGAGCACGUUUUUAUAUGUAAGCACAACAAAGAAUCCAGCAAAACUCAGGAAGCUUUUGAUGCAGAAUUGGAAAACCUUGCUUCAGAAGCUAUCAGCAUCUACAGACCUUUAGAGCCAACUUAGGCUCCUUUAUCAUUUCUCUCAGAUUUAGGCAGUUGCCUUUUUUUCCAGAAACUAGGAUAUAUGCGGCGAUAAUUUAGUGUCAUAUCAUCCCCAAACUGAUUUGUGAUCCGAAACCCUCAAGUCCUCUUAAUCUUGACUCUUGCCAGAGUUCUGCCCACUGUUUCUAACAUUGACAACAUCAUAGCUCAAGUUGAUCUUGAUGCACAAUUAUUAGAACCAUCUGUUCUUGAUUUUUGCCAGGGUUCUGCAAGAAAUCCUGCUCACUUGGAAUCUUCUUUUAAUACAUCACGGAACCCUGAUGUGGAGAUAAUAGAUCCACCCUUGCUAGAUUCCUGUCAAACAACACCAGUCAUAGAAUCUACAGUUCCAGCCCUUCCUAUUUCAAACUCUGGUUGCAAUGUUCUUCAGCAGUCCCUUAUAAAGCAAACGGAUCCUAACCAACUUGUGAGCCAAUCAUUUUCUUCAGAUUCAGAAGUGUCUUGUGAUCUAGAACCUGAUGGUUAUUCUUUUUUGUGAUACUGGGUGUUGUGACAACCUUCAGCUCUCUUCAAAACCAAAAGUUCCUUCAAGUACUGCAUCCUUAAACACUUAUCCAGAAUCAAAAUGUACUCUUAAUCUAGCUUUGUUUGAUGACACAUUCUUGAUCACCAAUGAGACCGAGCAAACCCAAGAUUCAGAUGUAGAAAGGAACAUCUUCAUGGUCUCUGAUGUCCAUCCAGAAACUGAAAGUCACACUCCAGAUCCUAAUAGCUGUACCACUGAACAAACCCAGUGUAAGCAGCCUGAAAGUAUUGAAAGAACAGAUGUUGGCAGAAGUGGGAAUCGACCUACAGCGGAUCUAGAAUUCAGCUCAAUUCUUUCAAUUCAAGAAAUCAAAUCCGAAGACCUUGAAGAUCACUGAUGAGAAUGGCAAUGUUUGUGCUGUUGAAGUUCAACAUGACAAAAGCAUAUCAGUGACAAGCGAGCAGAAGAGAAAGAGUCUCCCAGAUCAGCUGUCUGAAAGAAGUCAAAGAAAAGUUGUCCAAGUUCUCAUUCCCAGGUUUUUAAUUUUUGAUCCUGAAUGCCACACCAAUUCCACUGAUGACAACUCCAGUGUAUUCAAGACACAUCGCUGCUGUUACUGCAAGCAGCCACAUCAUCGAAUGAUGGAUCAUCUUCAGACAGUUCAUCCUAAUGAACCAGAGGUGGCUAAAGCUCUCACUUUUGACAAGAGCUCACAAGAAAGGAGACAACAUCUGAACCUUCUACAAACUAGGGGAAAUGUUCUAUACAACACGAAUGUGGUUCAAAGUAGUAAACAAGAUUCAAAACCAUUCGGGAAGUUUGCAUCGAGUUGUUCAUUUGAUGAUCGAGUUUAUUGCAUCUACUGUUUAGGGUUAUUUAACAAGAAGUCUUUUGUUUCACAUUUAGAGCAGUGUAAGGGCAAGUCUACUCUAAGUGCUGGCGCUAGCUGUGGUGAAAUGCUUCCUAAUGCUGGACCCAUUCCUCCAACCUCUAUCCUUAUUUCCCCCUCUAGUUCAGAAGCGAUUGAUGCUGAUAUAAAACCAUCAGGUUUUCAUUGCCUAAAUACCCUCUGUGAAGCCCUUCCAGACCUCAGCUGCUAUGAACAAACAGACAUCUCAAGUCCAAAUGAGGAGUUUAGAAACAAUAGACAGGCAGAGGGUGCCAUUUUACAAUUCAGACGUUCUCCGGAAAAUGAAGUAGGUUACGAAUUGGAGUCAUAUAAUUCUCUCAAUCCAAGCACUGGUCAAGAAUCCACAGACUAUAAGUGUGAUGUUGAUCAAGAAAGUGCUAUGACACCAAGAUCGUGCACAAGCUCCAUCGGUCCUCACCCAGAAUACGACGUUCUCAGAAAUGAUGAUCCACUUGAUGAUUUCAGUCCACCUCAAAAUGCCCAAACUGUGUGUAAUGACACACCCAAGAGUAGAGUGAAAGUCCAAACUCGUACAACAGGGAAGAAGAGGAGGAAGAAGACGCGCUCACGUGUCCAUAAUCGGUCACUGCUCAUGGAUGAUGACUUGCUGGGUGAAGGAGAGAUGUUCAACUCAAAACAACAUGUCUGCCAGCACUGUAAGGCAACUUUUGGCAGUCCAUACACGCUGCGAAGACAUGAAUACACUCACACUGGUGAGAGGCCAUUCUGGUGCCAUCAGUGUAAUGUGGGCUUCAUCCAGAAGUAUCGACUUUUAAAGCACAAAUUUGCUUACCAUGAGCUUUGCAUGAACUGUCGAAGGGGUUUCUGUCUGUCUUCAAGGGGACACACCAGACCAGGGAAAACCGAAAAGAGCAAAGAGAUCAAUUCAAGAUGAAGAGACGUCAGUAAGGGAUGAAGCUAGUAUAGAGCCAGCAACAAACAGUCUUGAGGAUUUACCAAAUGCUGUUACAGGAGACACUGGGGGGAAAGUUACAGACACAAGGCAAGACACCGAGCUGAGAGAGUUCCAUUGGGGGAAAGCAGAACACCGUUCAGUCAAAGACCAUGACACAGAUCGCUAGAAGUUAUUGUUUACAUAUUAGUGUUAUGUUUUUUUUAAUGUAAAUGUUUUACAAUGUUAUUUCAAUCUGAUGGAUUCAUUACUUUUAUGGAUUGAUUAAUUUUAGCCCACUCUAUUGUACAGAUCAUAGUGUAUGUUUAAUCAUUAACUUCAGAUUGAGAAUAAAAAAGUUAGAGGAAUCGAA